This is a messenger RNA of Strongylocentrotus purpuratus (purple sea urchin), 918 nucleotides long. RefSeq lists its product as uncharacterized. The record is from RefSeq and is a predicted model, not a curated record. The coding region runs from base 1 to 918 and encodes 305 amino acids. Lineage: Eukaryota; Metazoa; Echinodermata; Echinoidea; Camarodonta; Strongylocentrotidae. The transcript is spliced from 5 exons.
AUGGCAUCUCAACAGAUAGAGAAGGUGUGUAUUCAGGGUUGUAAUCUACGUGGGAAUGACCCCACAGCAUCACGUGACCUAGCCAGGUUUCUAUGUCUCCUGCCUUGUCUUACCGACCUGACGAUAAAGGACUCUGACGAUCAAUACAGUCAUCUUUUCCUUCGUGAUGAUUUCUACCACGAACUUGCUCGUCAGGCCUCAUCCUCAAAGAUAGAGAAGGUGUGUAUUCAGGGUUGUAAUCUACACGAGAAUGACCAAAGAGCAUCACGUGACCUAGCCAGGUUUCUAUGUCUCCUGCCUUGUCUUACCGACCUGACGAUAAAGGACUCUGACGAUCAAUACAGUCAUCUUUUCCUUCGUGAUGAUUUCUACCACGAACUCGCUCGUCAGGCCUCAUCCUCAAAGAUUGAAAAGCUCUACAUAGACUGCUACCUGAAGAAAAAUGAUCGAAUGGUAUCGUGUGACCUAGCCAAUUUUCUUUGUUUUCUGCCUUGUCUCACUAACCUGACGGUGAAGGACGAUAGUAAACUACUGCUACAUGAUGAUUUCUACCUUGAGCUUGCCCUUCUUGCUUCUUCCUCAAAGAAUCCUUUCUUCUCAAACCUCUUGACAAGGACAACUGGGACCGCAAGACUAUCCACCACUCUGGCAAUCUUCACACCAUCCACAGCAAUAUCAGUCACUUGGAGAUGUUCAGACAGCACGUUCAUCACAAAUGAUCAACCCACAUCAAGGAAUGACACCAACAACCCGGCAUGCCCGCCAAUCAGCUACGUCAGGAACAUCCCUGCCACCAGCCAUCACCUACCAUCACAACCAGCAACAUCAAACACACGUUCCGCAUCACCUGCCAUUUUCACAGACACCUGUCUCACAGACACCUGUCUCACAGGAAGCAUGGCAGCAUCCAGACCAUAA